CCCUCUCCUAGGGUUCCGGGAGUAGGUGGGAUUCACUUCCGGCAGCAGGAAGCAGGGCCAUGGCUGCCCUCCUCCGAACUGUGCCACGAUUGCCAAGGACAGCUGCAUGGGGAAGGCCUCUCCAAGGGCUGUGGUGCUGCAGUGGGCAGGAUCCUAGGAGGUGGGUUGGGAGCAGGCCGCCCACCUCCAAGGAGAAACCAGCAGGCACAGAGACAGAGAAGUUUCAGAUGGUCUAUCGGUUUGAUGCCAUCAGGGCCUUCGGGUACUUGUCACGGCUCAAGGUGGCUCAGACAGCCCUGACAGUGGUGGCCCUGCCACCUGGCCUCUACUGGUACUCCCAGGGCCUCAUGACCUUCAGCUCCCUGUGUCUCGCGGGCGGCAUAGCUGGCUUCGCGCUGGCCAUGUUGUGCUGGAUGAGCCAUUUCUUCCGGAGGCUGGUGGGCAUCCUGUACGUGAAUGAGUCGGGCACCGUGCUGCGGGUGGCCCACCUAACCUUCUGGGGCCGGCGACAGGACACCUACUGCCCCGUGGCCGACGUCAUCCCCAUGACGGAAAGCAGAGAUCGGCCUCAGGAGCUGUUCAUGCGAAUCCAGCAGUACAGUGGGAAGCAGACCUUCUACCUCACCCUCCGCUACGGACGCAUCCUGGACAGAGAGCGUUUCACGCAGGUGUUUGGGAUGCCGGAUGGGCUCAAGUGAAGGGUCUCCCGCAGGAGGGCAGAGGGGGUGAGCGAGGCUGGGAAAGGGGAUCCGGCAGCUGGAGACUUUGCCAGCGUCCCUGGGAACUUAUCUUUUGGAAUGAGGAAAUUCACAGGAGAAAACCUAGUAGUGUGGUUACUAGCCCUGAGUGCACGUUCUUAACUGCACUUGUGUACGACAUUCAGAUGAUGGCCAGAAGUUUCUGUUAAGAGCCAGUUCUUGGAGGAAUCUAUGCCAAGUUCACUCAGACUGUACAAACACAGGUGUGGGAGGAGCCAAAAGGCUUGGGUCUGUCUGUUCUCAGAGCUCCGUCCUAGGACAGAUUAUUAAGUCUCUUGGAACCUUGGUUUUUACAUCUGUAAAAUGGAAAAAUCCUCCCUGUCCCCUGGGAUGGUGUGAAGAUAAACAAUAAAUGUCACUGUUAGUUUAGAGGUGAGGGUGCCCAGAAAGGCUUCCAGGCAAUCGGGAGGGAUUUCCUGAGCCCUGGGCUGCGCCCUCUGGUGGACCCAGCAGCACAGGGGACUGGGACGAAGCCUACAGGUGGGUCAUUUCCACCUGCCAGCAGGUCGUUGCACAGCCACUGGGACAGGGUUGUCGUCCAGGCAAGCUCACCACCCGGAGGUCUAGGGGCUCUCACGUAGGGAGGCCUUGCAGUGCGAUCAAGUCAGUGAACUCGGUGCUGGUGCGAUCCUUUACAAACCAAAGCCAGCUACAUACAGCGCCCCCUGUAGUUAGUAAUACAUGUUUAGUAAUAUAUUUAUCAUGCAAUUUAUAACAGUAAAGAGGAAGUCAUGAUCUUUAUGAUUCUCACUCAAAAGUCAAUAACUAAAUUUUGUUUUGUGACCUUCCAGUCUUUUUUCACUGUAGUAAAAUAUAAACAUAAAAAAUGUAUCCUUUUAACCAUUUUUAAGUGUACAAUUAAGUGGUAUUAAGUGUAUUUACAAUGUUGUGCAACCACCACCACUCUCCAUCUCCAGAACUUUUUCAUCAUCCCAGCCACUAACUCUGUGCCCAUUAAACAGUAACUCCCCAACCCCCCCUUUCUCCAGUCCUUGGCAGCCAGUCAUCUGCUUUCUGUCUCUAUGGAUUUGCUUAUUCUGGAUGUUUCAUAUAAAUGGAUUCAUAUACUAUAUGGCCUUUUACGUCUGGCUUCUUUGACUUGGCGUAAUUUGCAAGGUUGAUCCAUGUUAUGUCAGAACUUCAUUCCCUUUUUAUGGCAGAAUUAUAUAUGUGUAUGUUACACCUUGCUUAUCUAUUCAUCUGUUGAUGGACAUUUUGAUUGUUUCCACUUUUGGCUGUUGUGAAUAAUGCUGCUGUCAACACUGGUGUACAGAUGUCUGAGUUUCUGCUGUCAGUUCUUUUGGGUAUUUUCUGAGAAAUGGAAUUAAUUACUGGACCAUAUGGUAAUUCUACAUUUAACUUUUGGAGAACUUGCCAGACUUCCAUAGUGGCUGCAUCAUUUUAUAUUCCCACCAGCAAUGAAUAAGAGUUCCAGUUUAUGCACAUCUUUUUUUUUUUUUUAAAUAGCCAUCCUAAUGGGUAUGAAGUGGUGUCUCAUUGUGCCUCCAGUGUUUAUUAAAACAUAGACGUUUUCCUGUACCUGAAAUUUUUUUUUGCUUCAUGUUAUAACAUAAGACUAUGUCAGUUAUAAACAUUCAUUAAAAAUACUCGGUCACAAAAAAGAAAAACUUGUAACUGUUGAAAUGCUAGAUGCUAACUUAUUAUGGUCAUCAUUUUGCAAUAUAUACAUAUAUAAAUCAUUAUGUUGUAGACUUGAAGUUAAUACAAUGUCAUAUGUCAAUAUAUCAAUAAAAUUGGGGGGAAAACAGGCAACAUACCUUACAAGUAGAUAAAAACAGAAGUCCCAGAUUAUUUGAUUUUUUUUCAUUUAGAUACUUUUUUAUGCAAAAAAAAACAGUAAUUAUAAAAUAUUCACUGAGCGGAUGUAGCCGGUUCUGUAACCUUUACUGUUUAAAUGAUUUCCAUUUUUUCGUUGCUAUAAAGAAUGUGAAAAAUAUCAAAUAUAUGGGGAGAGACCCUU
Molecule: messenger RNA, 2739 nt
Organism: Camelus dromedarius (Arabian camel)
Lineage: Eukaryota; Metazoa; Chordata; Mammalia; Artiodactyla; Camelidae
Gene: TMEM186
Product: transmembrane protein 186
Exons: 2
Coding region: 60-698 (212 amino acids)
Cellular component (GO): mitochondrion
Source: RefSeq, a predicted model, not a curated record